Messenger RNA from Aegilops tauschii subsp. strangulata, 3377 nucleotides. Its product is annotated as G-type lectin S-receptor-like serine/threonine-protein kinase B120. Gene Ontology annotation, molecular function: ATP binding; protein serine/threonine kinase activity. Gene Ontology annotation, biological process: recognition of pollen; protein phosphorylation. The record is from RefSeq and is a predicted model, not a curated record. Gene Ontology annotation, cellular component: plasma membrane. NCBI's taxonomy places the organism in Eukaryota, Viridiplantae, Streptophyta, Magnoliopsida, Poales, Poaceae.
AAAAAUGAACGCUCAACUGGACCCCUCAAAGCCAGCCCAAACGUCCGGGCCGUCCAGCUCCCCUCAAACCCAGCCCAUAUGUUAGUGGAUUUGGGGCUGCCCGGGCGCGUCCGCCACAUCUUGCCUGCCACCCCGAUCCCACAAAUACCUCGUCCAUACCCGUAUUUGGACCAACUCCACUACACUUCACUUUACUUUCAAUUCGCUCCGCCCAACUCCUCUCCGGUGAUCUUCUGCCAUUUUUGGCAUGGCGUGCAUCGGAUCUGAGGCCAACAACUUCGUAUCCGGCGACUAGACCUCAUCCCCUGCACCGACGAGGAAGAGAUAGCUGCCCGACUGGCUUGCCACUGGUCUUGGGAGGAUGUUCCAGCUCUGGUGGGGCUUAGAACCAGCAGCGGCAAUGUGCCCGUUGGCGGCUCGAGUUGCAUGUCCGCUCCGGAUCUGGUGCUGGCGAGCGGCGGUUGGAGGUACAUGCGCGCCCUUGAGGAUGGCCCCGCGACAUCUGAGCAACCCUGAUGCUAGGUCCUUGUCCCCAUGACGCUGGGCUCCGAGUCUGAGGUCAACGGUGCCAAUGCACACGACCAUGAAUACUCUGGAUGCCCCAGCUAUGGCGGAAAGGCGAGGUCGCAGCACAUCGUGCUCACCGUGAGAGGACGAAUGUGUGUUGUGUUGGACCCCUGUGUCGUCUUGGAGCACUACCAUCACGACCAAGAGGACAAGGAUGGCCGUGGAUGAACUUGCUCUAUAACCUUAUUUCACCAAUAAAACAUGACUAGUUUUGGUACUCUGACGACAUGUGUGAUAAUGAGCUAUGGUAUGCUGUGUCUAGUAUGAAGUAUGUGCUAUGAUUUAUAUGAAUUAUGAAGUAUGUCGAUUGAUCUACGUUGCAUGAGAUUAUAUGUAGGCAUAUGGUACCAUGACAUACCGGAGCGGACAUAUGUUUGGGUGGCCAACCGCGACAACCCAAUCGGUAGCGGUUUGUCAGGGAAGUUGGUUCUCACCAACAGCUCUGACCUUGUCUUGUCGGAUUCCAAGGGCCGUAUCCUUUGGAGGACGGCGAACAACGUCACCGCCGGGGGACGGGGGGCUGUGGCGCUGCUGCUCGAGGGGGGGAACUUUGCCAUCCAGUUGCAGAAUUUCACGCAGAUAUGGCAGAGCUAUGAUCACCCGACUGACACCAUCCUCCCCGGCUUCAAGUUAUGGGCGAACUACAAGACCCACACAGCUGUGCGCAUCGUUGCUUGGAAGGGUUCUCAAGACCCAUCCACCGGGAAAUUCCUCCUCAGUCGUGACCCCAGCACGGGCCUCCAGAUCCUCACCUGGCGCGGGACAAGCAAGUACUGGCGCAGCGGACUGUGGAACGGUGCAGAAGCCUCGGACAAGAACGGAUACAUGUGGUCCCAGAACGUCGAUGAUGGGGAGACCAUCUACUCGACGUACAACACUGGCAACAGCUCCUCCCGGAGAUCACACUGGAAGCUGGACUACACAGGCGACUUGAUGCUCAGGAUCUGGAGUGGCCAGUCAUGGGUGGUUCUGUUCAAGCGCCCAGAUGAUGGCUGCCGCCAAUACGGCUCGUGUGGUCCGUUCGGCUACUGCGACAUGUUCGACAAGAUCAGCGGCGAGUGCAAGUGCCUCGAUGGGUUCAGGCCGGCAGACGGCUUCAGCGCCAGCCCCUCCAGAGGAUGCGUGAGAAAGGAGAACCUGACAUGCCGCGGCGACCAUUUCUUGACUUUGCCGGAGAUGAAGGUGCCUGACAAGUUUGUGUAUGUGAGGAACAGAAGCUUCGAGGAGUGCACUGCUGAGUGUGAGCGUGACUGCUCUUGCACCGCGUACGCUUACACCAACCUGAGCAGUAUCGUGGCGACCGGUGGCCCAUCAAGAUGCUUGAUCUGGACAGGCGAGCUUGUUGACUCUGAGAAGGCUGGUAUGCUUGGUGGCAACCUGUACAUUCGGCUUGCUGGUUCUCCUGAACACAGUUCUGCAGUAAACACCACGAAGAGGGGUGUCAGUGUGGUAUUCAAGAUCGCACUUCCAGUUAUAACAUUCCUGCUGACACUCACAUGCAUAUAUCUCGUCUGCAUAUGCAAGCAAAAAGGGAUACAAAUAAACAAGGAAACCCUGAAAAAACCGGCCCUGAAACACCUGAGCACUUUGCAAGAAGUUUGGGAUCAAAAUUUAGAAUUCCAGUCUAUUAUGUUCGAAGACAUUGCUGCUGCAACAAACAGUUUCCAUGACUCGAACGUACUUGGAAAAGGAGGUUUUGGCAAAGUCUAUAAGGGAAUACUAGAAGAUGGAAAGGAAGUUGCUGUUAAAAGGCUUAGCAAGGGUUCUGAUCAGGGGAUAGAGCAUUUUAGAAAUGAAGUGGUUCUUAUUGCCAAAUUGCAGCACAAGAAUCUAGUUAGACUUCUUGGGUGCUGUAUUCAUGAGGAUGAGAAGUUGCUUAUUUAUGAAUACUUACCCAACAAAAGCCUGGACCAGUUUCUUUUUGAUAUUGCAAGGAAGUCUAUGCUUGAUUGGCCAAAGAGGUUCAACAUAAUCAAAGGGGUAGCUAGAGGACUUAUGUAUCUCCACCAAGAUUCGAGAACGACGAUAAUCCAUAGAGACCUCAAGCCAAGCAACAUCCUGCUAGACGUGGAGAUGAACCCAAAAAUAUCAGAUUUUGGAAUGGCAAGGAUCUUUGGGGGCAACGAACAACAAGAAAGUACCAGACGAGUUGUUGGCACGUACGGGUACAUGUCGCCUGAGUAUGCGAUGGAGGGCAUUUUUUCCGUCAAGUCCGACACCUACAGCUUUGGUAUUUUGCUACUAGAGAUUGUAAGUGGAUUAAAGAUCAGCUCACCACAUCAUCUUGUGAUGGACUUUUCAAAUCUCAUAUCAUUUGCAUGGAACUUGUGGGCAGAUGGCAAAGUGAAGGAUUUCGUGGACCCAGCCGUCACGGAGAGCUACUCGCUUGAUGAAGUGUCCAAGUGCAUCCAUGUUGGGCUCUUGUGUGUCCAGGACAGCUCCGGUGCUAGGCCUCACAUGUCAUCCGUUGUGUCCAUGCUCGACAGUGAAGCCAUGCCUCGUGCAGCGCCGAGGCAACCUAUGUAUUUCGCGCAGAUAAAUUACGAAACCAGUGAUGCGACAGAAGACCUGGAAAACUCCGCCAAUGGUGUGAGCCUUACGGCACUAGAAGGACGAUAACUGGCUCAUGUAACUGUGCCAUUUCUACUAGCUAUCAAGAUUUACUUAUAUUUGAAGGAAUGUAUUCUAAUUAAGAUUUGUGUGCUUCUUUUCCUUGUUGGCCAUGGCAUUAAGCCCACUUUUGUUGGAUUGUACCGUUGACAUGGAUUGACAAUUUUUUGUCAAAUUAGUUGAGCGAUAAGUGUGAUAAA